Molecule: messenger RNA, 741 nt
Organism: Penicillium paradoxum
Lineage: Eukaryota; Fungi; Ascomycota; Eurotiomycetes; Eurotiales; Aspergillaceae
Exons: 2
Coding region: 1-741 (246 amino acids)
Source: RefSeq, a predicted model, not a curated record
AUGAAGUUCACCACUGUCUUUGGCGUUGCUGUCCUAUGCAUGACCCAUUCUGCUGUUGCUUGGAAGCUUCCUCACGGCGAUAAGCCUCAGGAUAAGCCUCAGGAUAAGCCUCAGGGUCCCCCUCCUACUGGGCUGCUAUUCCCCUCUGGUCCCACGCCCACCGGUCCUCCUCCCAGUGACUGCCCCUCUGGAUUCCCAUCCGGAUUCCCUCCUGGUCCUGGAGGACCUCGACCUAAGCCCACUGGACCUCCUCCUAGUGGCUUUCCCUUUGACUUCCCAUCGGACUUCCCUCCUUGUCCUGGAGGCCCUCAGCCCACCGACACUCUGAGCGGCUUCCCCUCUGGCUUCCCCGAACCCACGGGCCCUCCCCGUCCACCCGUUGGAUCUAGAAUUGCCCGAGGAGGACGAGGACCUCUCCGUGGGUCUGGUGAACGUCCUCAUGGUGAACGUCCUCAUGGUGGACCUCAUGGAGGACCUGGCCCCGAGGGACCUAAGCCCACCGGCACCAUUAGCGGUGUUUCAUCAGGAUUCCCUACACUUACCAGUGUCUCUUGCGGAUUCCCUGAGCCUACCGGUCUUCCUUCCGGUUUCCCAAGUGAAGGUCCCGGUGGUUCCUUCACCAGUCUGCCCUUCCCAACUCCAACCCUAUCUCCCACCGAUGCUGGCCAGGGCAAGGAACCAUCUGAUCUGGAGGAUUUCCCUCGUAUUCACGCCCGCCAGAUCCGCCCUAUGUUGUUUUAG